AUGGUCAUACGAUUAUCUAACCAACGAGAUGCCACCUUCGACGUGAUGCUCAAGACCAUCAUGUUGGGUGACUCCAAUGUUGGCAAAACCUGUAUUCUGCUCCGGUUUGCAGAAGAUGGUUUUAACCCCGGUCAUAUCGCUACAAUAGGUGUCGAUUUCAAGAAUAAGAUUGUGAACGUUCAUAACUCCAAAGUGAAACUUCAAAUAUGGGAUAGCGCUGGACAAGAACGCUUUAGGACUUUGACAUAUUCAUACUACCGGAAUAGUCAGGGAUUUAUAUUGACGUAUGAUAUCACUAAUCGGCAAUCCUAUUUAAAUAUAAGCUCAUGGCUGAAUGGGAUCCGAGAACAUUGUCCCAAGCACGUCACGAUUGUGCUGGUUGGUAAUAAAAUGGAUUGUGAUGCGUCCCAGCGAGAAGUUUCAUAUGAGGAAGCUGAGGCGUUCGCGCUUUCGCAGGAAAUCCGGUUUUUUGAAACGAGCGCUUUGACCGGCUUCGGUGUCGAGGAUGUAUUCUUCUUCCUAGCUGGAAAAGCCGCCAGCACAGCCAACGUCACUGGAUCGGCGUACCAGAGUCCACUUUAUGCCGGUUCCUUAUCCACGGAUUCCUUUUCGGAGAAUCAUAGGCCAGCUUGUUGCUACAUGAUGUAG
Gregarina niphandrodes is the source of this 648-nucleotide messenger RNA. Its product is annotated as small GTPase family Rab subfamily protein. The transcript has 4 exons. The record is from RefSeq and is a predicted model, not a curated record. Gene Ontology annotation, molecular function: GTPase activity; GTP binding. Gene Ontology annotation, biological process: protein localization to plasma membrane; protein secretion; regulation of exocytosis. The coding region runs from base 1 to 648 and encodes 215 amino acids. Gene Ontology annotation, cellular component: endosome; plasma membrane. NCBI's taxonomy places the organism in Eukaryota, Apicomplexa, Conoidasida, Eugregarinorida, Gregarinidae.